AUUAGAACUAGACCAGGUUCAAGGUCUACGCUUUAAAGGUUGAUCCCAACACUUUGUUCGAUCUCUUUUCAAGUUUAGAUUUCCAGGGAAGAGCAAGAAACUCAAGCAGCUGCAAAAAUGAAAGAUAAAAAGAACGGAGAUGAGGAAAAAACAAAAUCAAAGCCCACCUGUUUAGGAUUUCCCAUCAGCAUCUUCUUCAUCGUGGUCAAUGAAUUCUGCGAAAGGUUCUCCUACUAUGGAAUGCGAGCUGUGCUUGUCCUUUAUUUGCGUUACUUUCUGCGCUGGAGUGAGGAUUUCUCAACUGCCAUUUAUCAUGCCUUUGUUGCUCUAUGUUACUUAACACCAAUCCUUGGAGCAAUCAUCGCUGACUCCUGGUUAGGAAAAUUCAAGACCAUCAUCUACCUGUCCAUUGUCUACACAAUUGGGCAACUGGUGAUAUCUAUCAGCAGCAUUGCAGAUAUUACUGAUAGUAACAACGAUGGUCAUCCAGAUGAUCCAGCUGUUCAUAUAGCUUUGGCAAUGAUUGGUCUGAUUCUUAUUGCUCUGGGCACUGGCGGUAUCAAACCUUGUGUGUCAGCAUUUGGUGGUGACCAAUUUGAGGAACACCAGGAAAGUCAAAGGGGAAGGUUCUUCUCAAUUUUCUAUUUAUCAAUCAAUGCUGGAAGUCUCAUUUCUACCGUUAUUACGCCCAUCCUGAGAGGGCAAAACUGUGGUCGUGUCCCCCAGGCGUGUUAUCCGCUUGCCUUUGGAGUGCCAGCAGCCCUGAUGGCAGUUGCUUUGAUUGUAUUCAUAGGAGGGAGUUCUUUGUACAAGAAAUCUACACCCCAGGGGAAUAUUAUGCUUAAAGUUUCCAAGUGCAUCUGGUUUGCUCUAAAGAACAGAUUCAGGCAUCGUAGCAAGCGAUACCCCAAACGAGAGCACUUUAUGGACUGGGCUACAGAGAAAUAUGAUGAACAUUUGAUUGCUGAGGUCAAGAUGGUGCUGAGAGUUCUGUUUCUGUAUCUUCCAUUGCCUAUGUUCUGGGCUUUAUUUGACCAACAGGGCUCAAGGUGGACCUUUCAAGCUACCAGAAUGGAUGGAAAUUUCGGAGGCAUUGACAUCCAACCUGAUCAGAUGCAGACAGUCAACCCAAUCCUCAUUCUGAUCUUGGUUCCAGUUGUCGAUGGUAUUGUUUAUCCCUUGAUUGCUAAAUGUAACUUCGACUUUACGCCCCUGAGAAGGAUGACCGUUGGAAUGUUUCUUGCAGCUUUAGCAUUUGUUGCUGCUGCCUUGGUGCAAAUUCAAAUUGAUAAAACACUUCCAAUCUUCCCUGCUGCUGAUCAAAGUCAAAUUAAAGUCAUCAACGUUGGUAGUUUGUCUGUCAAUGCAACACUAAAUGGAGUUUCCAACUCCUACUCACUGGAAUCAUCAGAGGCAACUGACUACGUUAUUUUUCCAACAAGUAACAUCAAAAAUGUCACCAUUUCCUAUGGAGACGGGUCUGAAACAUUUUCCCCCGAACUUCGGAAUGGAACACGUCUCACACUCCUAGUAACAAACUUUCCGAAACCUAACGUGAUAGCGCUUGAUGAUUAUGAACAGAAACCAGAAGAAGGAAAAAAUGCAAUCAGAUUUGCAACGGCAUUAUCUUAUGUUGCCAACAUCACAGUGGAUGGUACAGAUUUUGGAGAUUUGAAUGGAUUAUCAGUAACAAACUAUUCAUUGUUUACUAAAGGAAGGAAAAGAAUCUCAUACAUCAUUAAUGGAACGAAAUGUGAACAAACAUCAAAGGAAUUUGGUUUUGGAAGCUCUUUUACAAUCAUCAUUAAUGAAACAUGUUCCACAGGUAAUUUUAAACUAAAUUACAUUGAAGAAAUUGGACCAAACACUUUCCACAUGGCGUGGCAGAUUCCCCAAUACCUUCUCAUCACAAGUGGUGAAGUGGUUUUCUCCGUCACUGGUCUAGCGUUCUCCUAUUCACAGGCACCCUCCAACAUGAAAUCAGUACUCCAGGCUGGUUGGUUGUUGACUAAUGCAAUUGGUAACAUUAUCGUGUUAAUAGUAGCAGAAGCUUCAACUAUUGAGGAACAGUGGGCCGAGUAUAUCUUAUUUGCUGCAUUAUUGAUGGCUGUCUGCAUGAUAUUCGCUUUCAUGGCCUAUUUCUACACUUAUGUGGAUCCAGCUCAAGUAGAAGAAGAAAUAACAAAGAAGAAAGCUGAAGAACUAGAGAAAACGUCUAAUUGUGAACCUGAAACGUUUUCUAUGACUCAAUCAAACCUCUGAAAUGGAGCAAACAGAAUGUAUUAUAAAGUUCAGCCAGACAUAGUUUAA
Molecule: messenger RNA, 2310 nt
Organism: Stegostoma tigrinum
Lineage: Eukaryota; Metazoa; Chordata; Chondrichthyes; Orectolobiformes; Stegostomatidae
Product: solute carrier family 15 member 1-like
Exons: 23
Coding region: 118-2262 (714 amino acids)
Biological process (GO): oligopeptide transport; transmembrane transport
Cellular component (GO): membrane
Molecular function (GO): dipeptide transmembrane transporter activity
Source: RefSeq, a predicted model, not a curated record